Messenger RNA from Eutrema salsugineum, 779 nucleotides. RefSeq names its product NADH dehydrogenase [ubiquinone] 1 alpha subcomplex subunit 13-B. The transcript has 3 exons. Bases 121 to 552 code for a protein of 143 amino acids. Lineage: Eukaryota; Viridiplantae; Streptophyta; Magnoliopsida; Brassicales; Brassicaceae. The record is from RefSeq and is a predicted model, not a curated record.
CAGUACACAUUUCUCUGAUCGUCUUCCUCAGAAAUCCCUAGAACACUCGAUUAACGAAUCAAAAACCGAUUUUGGGGGAUCAAACAGUAAUCAUCAAACAGUAAUCGAUCGAGGUUGAAGAUGACGGAGGCGAUGAUAAGGAAGAAGCCAGGAAUGGCGAGUGUGAAGGAUAUGCCAUUGCUUCAGGAUGGUCCACCACCGGGUGGGUUUGCACCGGUCCGAUAUGCUCGUCGAAUCUCUAACACGGGUCCAAGCGCCAUGGCCAUCUUCCUUACCGUUUCGGGUGCCUUUGCUUGGGGAAUGUACCAAGUUGGUCAGGGCAACAAAAUCCGCAGAGCGUUGAAGGAAGAGAAAUACGCUGCCCGCAGAGCAAUUCUUCCCAUUCUUCAAGCAGAAGAAGAUGAAAGGUUUGUGUCAGAGUGGAAGAAGUAUCUAGACUACGAGGCUGAUGUUAUGAAGGAUGUUCCCGGAUGGAAAGUUGGUGAAAACGUGUAUAACUCUGGUCGUUGGAUGCCUCCAGCUACAGGAGAGCUUCGUCCUGAUGUCUGGUAAUAUCAAAUGGCUCCUUCUGAUGAUGAUGAAUCUUGAUGUGUCUCUUCUUUUCUCUCUCUUUCUUCUCAUCGUAUAAUAAGAUAAAUGAUAUACAUACACAGUUCAUGUAUCAGUCUUGAGGAACAUAUUUUUGUUGUUAUUUUUAUUCACACCUUUCUGCCUCUUUGUCAAUGGCAAAAAUGAAUCUUGUUCAUUUCUUUUAUCUUAAUCAAGUUAUUAACUUUCUA